Molecule: messenger RNA, 2885 nt
Organism: Eurypyga helias (sunbittern)
Lineage: Eukaryota; Metazoa; Chordata; Aves; Eurypygiformes; Eurypygidae
Gene: ETV1
Product: ets variant 1
Exons: 13
Coding region: 1-1434 (477 amino acids)
Biological process (GO): cell differentiation; regulation of transcription by RNA polymerase II
Cellular component (GO): nucleus
Molecular function (GO): DNA-binding transcription factor activity, RNA polymerase II-specific; sequence-specific DNA binding
Source: RefSeq, a predicted model, not a curated record
AUGGAUGGAUUUUAUGACCAGCAAGUGCCUUACAUGGUCACCAAUAAUCCACGUGGGAGAAACUGUAAUGAGAGACCGACAAAUGUCAGGAAAAGAAAAUUCAUUAACAGAGACCUGGCUCAUGAUUCAGAAGAACUCUUUCAAGAUCUUAGCCAAUUACAGGAGACAUGGCUUGCAGAAGCUCAGGUACCUGACAAUGAUGAGCAGUUUGUGCCAGACUAUCAGGCUGAAAGUUUGGCUUUUCAUGGUCUCCCUGUGAAAAUCAAGAAGGAACCCCAUAGCCCAUGUUCAGAACUUGGCUCCACUUGCAGUCAAGAGCAACCAUUCAAGUUCAGUUAUGGGGAAAAGUGCCUGUACAAUGUCAGUGCCUAUGAUCAGAAGCCACAAGUUGGAAUGAGGCCCUCCAACCCACCAACGCCAUCCAGCACUCCUGUGUCACCCCUGCACCAUGCCUCCCCAAACUCUACUCAGACUCCUAAACCCGACCGGGUUUUCCCUGCCCAUCUCCCUCCAUCCCAGUCCAUUCAAGACAACAGCUUCCCUAUGGACCACAGAUUUCGUCGCCAGCUUUCUGAACCCUGCAAUUCUUUCCCGCCUUUGCCUGCAAUGCCAAGGGAAGGACGUCCAAUAUAUCAGCGCCAGAUGUCUGAGCCAAACAUCCCUUUCCCGCCUCAAGGUUUUAAGCAGGAGUACCACGAUCCAGUUUAUGAACACAAUGCUAUGGUUGGCAGUGCAGCCAGUCAAAAUUUUCCCCCUCCUCUGAUGAUUAAACAAGAACCUAGAGAUUUUGCAUAUGAUUCAGAAGUGCCUAGCUGCCAUUCUAUUUACAUGAGGCAAGAAGGCUUCCUGGCUCACCCAAACAGAACAGAAGGCUGUAUGUAUGAAAAGGGACCUAGGCAGUUUUAUGAUGACACUUGCGUUGUUCCAGAGAAGUUUGAUGGUGAUGUCAAACAGGAGCCAGGCAUGUACCGUGAGGGACCCACGUAUCAACGGCGAGGCUCGCUUCAGUUGUGGCAGUUCUUGGUAGCUCUUCUUGAUGACCCAUCAAACUCUCACUUCAUAGCGUGGACUGGCCGAGGCAUGGAGUUCAAGCUGAUUGAGCCGGAGGAGGUGGCACGUCGCUGGGGGAUUCAGAAAAAUAGGCCAGCUAUGAACUAUGAUAAACUUAGCCGAUCACUUCGCUAUUAUUACGAAAAGGGAAUCAUGCAAAAAGUGGCUGGAGAAAGAUAUGUCUACAAGUUUGUUUGCGACCCUGAAGCGCUUUUCUCCAUGGCUUUUCCAGACAACCAACGCCCCUUACUGAAGACUGACAUGGAGCGCCACAUCAACGAGGAGGACACUGUGCCUCUGUCCCACUUUGAUGAGAGCAUGGUCUACAUGCAGGAUGGUGGCUGCUGCAACACCCACCCCUAUAACGAAGGCUAUGUCUAUUAACAACAGUGACAGUGAAGGGGAUGUUUUUCCCUUAGGCUUCUCCUCUUUCACAAGACCUAGAGGAAAGCUCAAUCGACUUCAGUUUGUUUUUUAAAUAGUACACUAAAAGGGGCUUUUCUGUUGCAUUACUCCUAUGGUCUGCCAUGGACAGCGCACUUUAUCUGAAAGGGGAGGGUUGGAACCUAAACGUUAUUCUGUGUAACAGGAAGGAAAGGGUGGGUUUGCUUUUUACCUAAGUUUGGGAAGGGAAUAUACAGGUUUUAAGUACAAAAAAGCUAUAUCAUGUCUGUUUUGUUUCAUAUUGGCAUAUGGUAAUGUACAUUUUCUCUGGGUAUCUGUAGUACAGUUAAUUCUCAUUGUGCAAAAUAACUACCUAAGGAUGGUAUCAGCACAUGCAUAGGGCAUUUGUUUCUUGCCAUUCUUAAUUGUCUUUCUGCAGUUAUAAAAGAGAAGCAAAGCGUAUACCACAGCGUUUAAUGUAGAAGCUUGCAGUGGCAGACCUUGCUUCUGAAAACAAACAGGUAUCUUGAGAAUUUUUUUUUUUCUUUUUUCCACACUUUUUUUUGUAUGUCAUUAAAUAAAAACCUGUUUAAUGACAGAGUGGCCAUAAGUACAGUGACCAAACAGCAAAAUCCCUGAGUUCAGACUGCAAGCCACAUGACGUACCUGGUGCCACAUUGCUAUACCUAUAUGGCCCAUGCUAUGGCUUAGACCUUUCAAGAUCUGUUUGAGGUUAGUAAUUACAUGUGGUAGGCUUUCUGAUGAUCAUGUCAGCAUUAAAUACAGGAUCAUGACUGGGAGGGAGAAAACAUUUUGUAUCUUUCCAUUUCCUUUGCUACAUAAAUAAGUUAUUUAAUCAAUAGGAAUUAACUGUACUAAGUCACAUAUCUAAUUAUGCUGUUUAGACACAGCAAGCACUCCUUGAGAAAAAUAUCCAAUACACUAAAUAGGUACUUUAGUAAAUUUUAGACACGGUACCCAUUAAUAUACAUUUAAACCUUUUACUGCUGUGUUAUGUUGAUAACAUAUAUAAAUACUAGAUAAUGCUAAUGCUUCUGCUGCUGUCUUUUUCUGUAAUAUUCUCUUUGAUGCUGAAUUUACUAUGACCAUUUAUAAGCAAUGCUGUAACUACAGGUAGCAUUUCAGGACAAAAUAGAUGACUUGAACCAUUUAUUGCUUAGAAAAUAGCUUAGGCCAUAGCUGUGCUAUAAGCAGCUUUUAUGCGCAUCCACAAAUGACUAGUAAGCUUCAGCUUGCUAAGGAAAGCUCUGCAGAACCUUUUGUAAUUUUUUGGUGGAACGGAGACUUAGACGAACUGUCAAAGCAUACCAUGAAGUCGCUGUAUGACAUUGUAGUGCUGGCACUGAUGUUACCAAUCAAAUUGUUUUGGACACUAAAUGUAAAUGUGAUAAGAUAUGCUCGGAAGACAAUUUAAAUUUUGAGGGGGUUUU